Parnassius mnemosyne (clouded apollo) is the source of this 4179-nucleotide messenger RNA. The record is from the annotation of a GenBank genome assembly. NCBI's taxonomy places the organism in Eukaryota, Metazoa, Arthropoda, Insecta, Lepidoptera, Papilionidae.
AUGGACUCUGAGCGUGAAAACCCUGGCGUAUCGCCGACAUCAGAAGUGGGAUCACAGCCCCAAGACUCUUCAGGGCCUCCAGAUGGGACGACCUUCACUAUGGAACAAGUGAUGGGUCUCCUAACCUCCAUAAUGAAAACUGCCGCGACAAGCGCUGCGAGAGUGACGUUAUCCACGGAGACUGCAUCUUUACGGCGGCACCAUGACUUUUAUCUACCGCCGUUCAACCCUGAUGAGAGAUCACACGACAUCAGAGACUGGUGUGCUAACGUGGACGAGACCAUUACGAAGUUGAAUAUUUCACCCCAUGAAGCUCGAAUGAAGGCCAUCUUGCAAUUGAGAGGACGAGCAAAGACAUGGGCCGACACCUGGUCACUGCAUUCAACCACAUGGGAACAAGUAAAGGAAGAGCUGACUCAUACGUUUGGCAACCAGUUCCGGUAUGCGGACGACGUGCAGAAAUGGCGCAGCUACACUUCCGACCAAGCGAGCAGCUACGCUGAAUAUGCUACAACGGCUUGGACGCUCUUCAGGAGGGUUCGACCAGAAGCUGCCGAUACCGAGGUUGUGGAGGCAAUAAUCACAGGUAUUUUUCCUGAAUUUAUUCGUUCUGAGUUGUUGAGAAAUACCCCCAAUUCGUUUCCCAAAUUAGUAUCGGUUCUAAAAACAUUCCGAAAACGUAAAAUUGAAAAUAGAGAGAGUAAAUAUAAUGAUGUUAAGAAACCACGUGUUACGGGACCUUCAAAGGAACAAGUCGUAUGUUUUAGUUGCAAUAAGCCAGGUCAUUUCUCACGAGACUGCAAAAAUCCCUCAAAAAAUAACCCUGUUAUGUCACAAUCAAAUAAUAAUUUCAAUUCCCGUGGCAGUUCUAGUAACGUUAAGGUUAUUGAGUGCGAAUACUGUCUUCGUAAGGGCCACUUAGAGAAAAAUUGUUACCGCCGUCAAAGUGACGAACGUAAUGCCUCAAAUAAAACGAUUAACUAUUGUUCAUCUAUUAAACGUAGCACUUUUAAUGUAAUAAUUGGUAACAAAAAUUAUAACUGCCUUUUUGAUACAGGAGCUGACUGUUCAUUAAUUCGAGAGAAAAUAGCCGGCUCCGUUGCCGGAAAACGUAAACAAGUUGAUGUGAAGUUUAUCGGUAUUGGGGGUCAAACAGUUAUUUCAAAACAAAGCAUUACAGCUGUAGUUGAAAUUGAUAAUGUUCGCUUAGAGCUCGAGUUUUAUGUAGUGGGUGACAAUGAAACUCAAUUUGACAUCUUAAUAGGUUUUAAUCUUUUAAAAAUACCCGGCCUUAGCGUUACCGUUAGCGAGGACAAUAUAUCUAUUAAUCGCCAAUUUUUUAUCAAUGAAUGUUUAAAUUCGACAUCCUGUUUUGAAUUAGAUACCGACCUUACUAACCCAACACAAAUUAAAGAAAUCUAUCGUAUUAUCAAUAAGUUCAAAGAUAAUUUCACAUCUGGAAAUCGCGUGUCACAGGUGAGCACCGGGGAACUAAAAAUUAGAUUAAAAAAUCCCGAUAAGAUUGUGCAACGCCGACCAUAUCGUUUGUCCCCGAUGGAACGUGAGAAAGUCCGGGAUAUUAUUAAAGACUUAAAAGAAAAUGGCAUAAUAAGAGAUAGCUCAUCACCGUUCAGCAGCCCUAUAUUAUUAGUUAAGAAAAAGGACGGCACGGACCGACUAUGCGUUGAUUUUCGAGAGUUAAAUUCAAAUACCGUUAGAGACAAUUAUCCUUUACCCCUUAUAGCAGACCAAAUUGAUAGAUUAGGCAAAGCUCGAUAUUAUAGUUGCUUAGACAUGGCCUCCGGCUUUCACGGUAUUCCUAUAGCAGAAGACUCUAUCGAGAAGACGGCAUUUGUGACGCCGGAUGGACAGUUUGAAUAUCUUCGAAUGCCAUUCGGUCUUUGCAAUGCUGCGUCGGUGUACCAACGCGCCAUAAAUGCUGCCUUGGGUAAUUAUAAACAUAAUAUUGCUUUAGUUUAUGUUGACGAUAUUUUGGUUGUAUCUGAAUCUGUGCAGCAGGGUUUGAUGAAUUUGAAUCUUGUUUUGACUAGAUUAACUCAGGCUGGAUUUUCUCUAAAUAUUUCCAAAUGUUCUUUUCUCAAAACUAAAAUUGAAUAUCUCGGUAACAUUAUUGAAAAUGGCACUGUUAAGCCAAGCCCAAGAAAAAUUCAGGCUCUUACUGACUCUUUAACACCUAAAACUAUUAAAGAAGUUAGGCAAUUUAACGGCUUAGCAGGCUAUUUCCGAAAAUUUGUACCCAAUUUCUCUAAAAUCAUGGCCCCUUUAUACAACCUUACUAAAACAAAUGUUUCUUUUAAUUGGACUGAACGUCAUGAACUUGCUCGACGAAAAAUAAUUAACAUACUCACAUCUUCCCCAGUUUUAACUAUAUUUGACCCAAAUCUGCCAACUGAGCUACAUACAGAUGCCAGCUCAAUUGGUUAUGGCGCUGUACUGAUUCAGAGAAAAGACAAAAAUCCUUUAGUAGUGGCUUAUUUUAGUAUGAGAACUUCGGAUACAGAGAGUAAAUAUCACUCGUAUGAACUAGAAACUCUUGCUGUGGUUAAGGCUAUAAAACAUUUUCGCCAUUUCCUUUAUGGCCGGUCAUUUAAAGUAGUCACAGACUGCAAUUCCUUAAAAGCUUCGAGUCACAAACGAGACUUAACUCCUAGAGUGCAUAGAUGGUGGGCCUUCUUGCAAAACUUUCAAUUUGAAAUUGAAUACCGCAAGGGUGAUAAACUUGCUCAUGCUGACUUCUUCAGUCGUAACCCAAUUAAUAAUUCUAAUGGACGUCAAUUAAAUCAGUGUUUAGAAUCUAAUAAAACAAGUUCCUUAAUUUUGACCAUUAAUACCGCUACCCUUGACCAUAACUGGCUCCUUAUAGAACAAAAGCGCGAUUCAACUCUAGCUAGUAUUGUAAAACAAUUGAAAGGUGAUUCGAUUCCCAAAAAUAUCGCAGAAACUUACGUUAUACUCCAGGACAAAUUACUGAGACGUAAAGUACAAAUUAAUAACAAGACACAUAAGUUAAUUAUAGUCCCACGUAAUUAUAGAUGGAGUCUUAUAUCCCAUUAUCAUGAUAAUCUUCAACAUUUUGGCUGGGAAAAGAUUGUUGAAAAAUUACGAGAGCAGUAUUGGUUCCCUAAUAUGACCAGGUUAGUUAGAAAAUUUGUAGAAAAUUGCGUUAUGUGUAGAGUAAGAAAAGGAGUAUCUGGCGCUAGACAGGUUACUUUACAUCCCAUUAACAAAAUAGCUAUUCCUUUCCAUACCGUUCAUGCAGAUAUAACUGGAAGAAUGAACGGAAAACGUAACGAACCUGAAUAUGCUUUUGUAUUUAUUGACGGCUUCACUAAGUAUGUCCAUAUGAUUUAUACAAAUGAUCGUACUAGUGAAACUGCUAUUAAAUGUUUUCAAAAUCUAAUUUCAAUAUUUGGCCCUCCAUCACGAUUAAUUACUGACCAAGAUAAAAGCAUGACUUCUACAGAGUUUAAUAACUUUUGCGAACGGUAUGGGAUUCAACACCACGUAGUAGCAAAGGGAGCUAGUAGGGCCAACGGUCAGGUUGAGCGAUUAAUGAAAGUUAUAAAGGAUAACAUGUCUGUUAUUGAACUAAGUAGGCCAUGGCACACAGCUUUACAAGAAUUACAAUUAGCUAUAAACUGCACAAUAUCAAAAAGUACAGGUAAAAGUCCCAUGGAAUUAUUAUUAGGAAAAAGACGUUCCCCACCUGCCAUUAAAAUAUUGCAAAUUGACGAUGACAUACUAACAGACGACUUAGAGGAAGUUAGAUUGAUUGCUAAAAAACGGAUGGACGAGCGGUCCCUUAAUGAUAAAACUCGUUUUGAUAAAGGUAAAGCCACAAUCCACCCAUUUAAAGUCGGUGAUUUCGUCUUAAUGCGGCGCCAUGAACGACACACUACUAAGUUAGGCUCUAAAUUUGAAGGUCCAAUGGAAAUUUUAGAAAUAUUACCAAAUGAUCGAUAUAGACUUAAACAUGUUAACCUUCGUGGCUGUUCAGAAAAGAUCGCAAGUCACGAUGCCUUGCGUCCUGCUCCUAUAGCUCAAUCAGACCCUUUUAAUGAUUCUGACAACUCAGACGAAUUGACCGUAUGGGCAGAGAAGUCGGUGGAGACCGAGGGUGCUUCCACUUCCUUCGCGGACAAUGUUGGUUCUAUAUGA